Molecule: messenger RNA, 1703 nt
Organism: Amblyraja radiata (thorny skate)
Lineage: Eukaryota; Metazoa; Chordata; Chondrichthyes; Rajiformes; Rajidae
Product: zinc finger protein 135-like
Exons: 2
Coding region: 45-1253 (402 amino acids)
Source: RefSeq, a predicted model, not a curated record
CAUCUGCUCGAUGUGCGGGCUGAGCUUCGAGGGGCUGAGCUUUGAUGGAGGACCACAUGACGGGGCACAACAAGGAGAAACGUUAUCAGUGUGACGUGUGUGCCAAGGCCUGGCGGUACCCGAGCGAGCUGGAGAGCCACCGGCGGGUGCACACGGGAGAACGGCCCUUCGACUGCUCGGACUGCGGCAAGAGAUUUACCCGCUAUGGCAACCUGCUGCGGCACAACCGCUUGCACACCGGCGAGAGGCCCUUCACCUGCUCCGACUGCGGCAAGAGCUUCACGACGGCGAAUCACCAGAAAAGACACCAGCGGGUGCACACGGGCGAGAAGCCCUACAGCUGCUCAACCUGCGGUAAGAGCUUCAAGUCGUCACAGGACCUGAAGGAGCACAGGCGCCUGCACACCGGGGUGCGCCCCUACACCUGCAGCGACUGCGGCAAGGGUUUCACCCUGUCCAGUCACCUGAAGGUGCACCAGCGCACCCACACCGGGGAGCGCCCCUACACCUGCAGCAACUGUGGCAAGGGUUUCACCCAGUCCAGUCACCUGCAGGUGCACCAGCGCACCCACACCGGCGAGCGCCCCUACACCUGCGCCCAGUGUGGCAAGGGCUUCACCCACUCCAACACCCUGCUGGUGCACCAGCGCACCCACACCGGCGAGCGCCCUUACACCUGCACACAGUGUGGCAAGGGCUUCACUCAAUCCUGUCAUCUGCUGUACCACCAGCGCACCCACACCGGCGAGCGCCCCUACACCUGCACCCAGUGCGGCAAGGGCUUCACCCGCUCUGACAGCCUGCUGUCCCACCAGUGCACCCACACCGGGGAGCGACCCUACACCUGCGCCCAGUGCGGCAAAGGCUUCACCCACUCCAACAGCCUGCUGUUGCACCAGCGCAACCACACCAGCGAUCGCCCCUAUACCUGCGCCCAGUGCGGCAAAGGUUUCACCAAGUCCUGUCACCUGCUGGAGCACCAGCGCACCCACACCAGCGAGCGUCCCUACAACUGUGCCCAGUGCGGCAAGGGCUUCACCCGCUCCAGCACCCUGCUGUCCCACCAGCGCACCCACACGGGCGAGCGCCCCUACACCUGCACCCAGUGCGGUAAGAGCUUCACCCGCUCCAGCACCCUGCUGUCCCACCUGCGCAUGCACACCGGCGAGCGCCCCUACACCUGCGCCCAGUGCGGCAGGGGCUUUAUUCAGUCCAGCAACCUGCUGGUGCACCAGCGCACCCACACCGAGUAGCACCCCUAUACCUGCGAGCAGUGCGGCAAGGGCUUCACCCAAUCCUAUCAGCUGCUGGUGCACCAGCGCACCCACACCGGCGAGCACCCGUACACCUGCACCCAAUGCUGCAAGGGCUUCACCAACUCCUACAAGCUGCUGUCUCACCAGCGUGUGCACGCCGCCGACCGUCCCGUUCCCACCCCGGUGUGUGGAGAGCACUUUACCAUGACCUCCCACGCCCUAUCUCACCCGCGCGUGCACACCAGUGUCCAGCCCUACGACUGCCCGUGCUGCGGUGAUGAGUUUGACAGCUCGCGGAGGUUGCGGCAGCACCGGCGGACCCACGCCAGCGAGCAGCUGCUCCCACUGUGACAACAGAGCAUGGGGGCUGCGUGAGCACCAGCGGAUACACACCGGAGAGAUACCCUUUGUGUGCGCUGAGUGUGACAAGUGUUUCACCCGGCUUGA